AGCAGACGUUGAAAACUAUCAAAUGUAGAGGUAGAAAGUGAGGUACUGUGUACGGCAUAUUGCUGAGUCGAUGCUCUAAACUUAUCUCGUGGUUCACGGCUGAAAUUGCGCCUCAAAUACAACUAUACUGGCAGCUGCUAUCAUGGAACAUCGUCAUCUGCGUUGUGUUCCUUGGCUCGCACUGGCAGUUGUUUCUUUGCCCGAAGUGUAUCAUCCUGGCUUAUCGCCGACCGCCGAGAGACCCUUAGCGCUCCCCAUUGGGACGGAUCUUCCCACGCAGAGAAACAUCGUUGUUGACCUAUAUCUCCUUUACUCAGAAGGCGAACUUCAAGUGUUGGCUUGCGUUUUACAUCUUUGUUCAAUAUGUCACGUGCAUGGCGGCUGGUGAGUGGUUGGUUUGGUGGCUGGCAUAUAACAAGCAAGUGAACCGGGCACGCAUCGAUCGAUGGCUGAAGCCCGAUUCGCAGGUUCAGAACAACGGAUUAAACGCAACCACAAAUGGACUACAAUUCCCGAGAGGGUGUGGUCCAACUUCACCUUACCAUCCUACAAGUCGAAAUGCGAGGACCUAACAUGAUCAACUGCCGAUAGCUCCAAACAAAACUAAGCCCGACUGCUUGCGGGUCAAGGAAAACAUGUCGACGACGAGCAUCUAAUGCAUCCUAUUGCGACAUUAGAGACGUCGAUGAAAUAACCCGGGUCCAUCGAUAAGCUCUGUUUCAUGGUACAGUCGCCUUUUAAGUAAGCAAAUAAGUCCUAGGAUGGCCUGUCGUAUGAUGGUGUGCGCGGAGCAGGGCGUGCUCCAUCUCAUCAAAACAAGCGAACCAUUUAGCGGACGUGGUGUGACGUAUGGACAAGAUCCUCGCUUGAAGGGCAAAUGACUGAGUGCAACCUGUUCCGUUUUUUUGGUUACUGCGAGUGACCAGCAGAAUGCACAUGGUAU
Messenger RNA from Colletotrichum navitas, 943 nucleotides. RefSeq lists its product as uncharacterized. The coding region runs from base 143 to 388 and encodes 81 amino acids. The record is from RefSeq and is a predicted model, not a curated record. The transcript is spliced from 2 exons. NCBI's taxonomy places the organism in Eukaryota, Fungi, Ascomycota, Sordariomycetes, Glomerellales, Glomerellaceae.